AUGUCAAAAGCUUUUCUAAUAGCUAGGCAGAGUGCAGCGGUGGGUCAGCAUACCUUUGGGAGCUAUGAGCAUUGGUUUGAGGUCAGUUUAAAAUAGUUUUCUCUGGCAAUGAUAAAAAACUUUUUUUUUUUUAAUUGGCUCUUGAACUAUUUUUUAGAUGUUGAAAGUGAAAUCUUAGGUUCACUUCUUUUAACAUGUGACUUUGUCGUUAAGUUUUUUGUGGAUUACUUUAGGUUGAGCUUUUAAAUUGCAGGAUGUCUUCUUAUAAGUUUUUACUAGGGUUCUUAAAAAUGCUUUUUGAAAAUUUGGGUUAUCUGUUUUUACAAUUCAUUUGCAAUUGGUUCACAUAAAAAGUGCAGAUUAACAUAUUUUACAAGAUUGAAAGCAGCAGUUGAAGCCUUUUAUUACAAAAGCAAUGCGACUCAUUUUAACACAGUUUGGUACCAGCACUAAACCUAUAUUUAUGACAAGUCACCUGCGAUAAUGCCAGCUGCACUUUUGAAAACUUUUUACUAGAUAUCUAUAGCAGAAUACUCACCUGUAAGAAAAGGCUGCCACAAGUAUCAUUUAUCUAUUUUUGGAAACAUUUGAUGUGGCUUGACAGCUUGACACGCGAAGCGAGUGCCUAGUUUCGAGAUUAUAUUGUGUUUAUUAGAAUUUAAGUUUAAAAAAAAAAUUUUUUUACAUUAUUAUUUUCAAAAUUUAGGAUUUAAAAAAAAAUCAUGACAACAUUAAAAAAAAUUAUUAUUGUUUUGUAUAAUCAAUUGGCUAUCAGUUGCAAAAUCCACUUAUCUUUUAACAUCGUUAGAUUUUACUUUUGAUUCACUCAGUACUUAAACAGUGCCUGUGUAAUUCAUUGUUUAUUCCCAUACAGUCACUAUUGUCUGGCAGCAAUAAUCCACUGACAGCAUCCAGGCGUGUCUUCACAUCUCUGAUCAAGUUCAUGUCUGGCCUUGUCCCUUUUGAAUCAGCUGAUUAUUUGAAGGUGAUUUCUUAUGGUGUGGCUUUCAUUGUAAAGGUUGCCGUAAAUUUGUUCUAAUGUUGAAAAGGUGUUGUUAGAGACUAUGACCAUUGUUGUCCAAGUCUCCAUUGAAGUUUUUUUUUUUUUUUUUUUUUUUUUUUUUUUUUUUUUUUUUUUUUUAUUUUUUUUUUUUUUUUUUUUUUUUUUUUUUUUUUUUUUUUUUUUUUUUUUUUUUUUUUAUUUUUUUUUUUUUUUAUUAGAGAAUAAUAAUUUUUGUUUCCUCUCUUCACAUUUUCUCUUGACAAGCCCACAUUUUCUCUUGGCAAGCCCACAUUUUCUCUUGGCAGGACCACAUUUUCUCUUGGCAAGCCCACAUUUUCUCUUGGCAGGCCCACAUUUUCUCUUGACAAGCCCACAUUUUCUCUUGGCAGGCCCACAUUUUCUCUUGACAAGCCCAGGCCCACAUUUUCUCUUGAAAAGCCCACAUUUUCUCUUGACAUUUUCUCUUGACAGGCUCACAUUUUCUCUUGACAGGCUCACAUUUUCUCUUGACAGGCCCACAUUAUCAAGAAGCCUGCAUUGACAACCAAAACAAGAGAAAUUUAUGAGGAUUACAUUUCAUUGGCCAAAACCAGACUUAAGGACCUAGGAGUGAGUAGUUUGAUGUAGUUAUGUCUGUGUGUUAUCUUGGUAGACAGAUCAUGGUAUAGAUUUUAUGAUGAUUACAAUUUUCUGGCCAAAACCAGACUUAAGGACCUAGGAGUGAGUAGCUUGAUGUAAUUAUCAUUAGUAUGUCUGUGUGUUAUCUUGGUAAGAAGAUUAUGGUAUUGAGUUUCUAUUUGCACUAAAUAAAACUGUUUUCUUUUUUCCUAUAGGUAUCACUUUUUGAUGUAUUUGAGGGAAUCUAUGAUGGUCUAACAAACAAACCUACCACUAGUGAAAAACUGGUAAGCCAACAAUCCACAAAAUAAAAUAGAAUGCUGGUAACAUCUAUAAUCUUAGGGCUAUAUACAGACCUGUUUACUCUUACGAUUUUUGCGUACAAUGCACGAUUUUGAGGUGUAUAAAUUAUCUCCACAAGACAAUUAGGCUCUUCCAUUGACAAUAGAACCCUCUCAAUCCCAAGAACCAAAACCAUCGGUGAACGCUCCUUCUACUUCCAUGGGCCCACGUUCUGGAACCAGCUCAAUUCCAUAUCCGUUAUUGUGAAACCUCGUCUACUUUUAAAAAGUCCCUUAAAACCCAUUUAUUUAGGUCCGCCUAUGAAAUGUGAUACACCCUCCUUGCCCUGCCUCAUUUUCUGUCUCGGGUUAAUCCUGUAGUAUAGGCCAAAACGUGCCAAAAUGUCCUCUUUUUAUAGCCAUUUUAAUUGUUUCUAUAGUAUAGUAGUUACUAUCCAAUGUCUCAUUUUUAUUCUAGUUAGUUUACAUGUUUUUAAUAAUUGUAAAGCGCUUAGAGCUUUAAGGUAAGCGCUGUAUAAAAAUGCCUAAAUAAAUAAAUAUAUACUGCACGUUUUUUUCCAUAAAGAGAAUGUAUUGAACGAUUAUGUGAUGACAUUGUACCAUUUUAAGAGUUUGAGGGUAAACAGGUCUGUAUAUAUAAUGUGGUGUGAUUUUGAAUUUGAAUAAUAAAAUAAAUAGUAUACUAGUGCAUUUAUUUGAUAACAAGGAUAAUGGCAAUGAGCUUCGCAAACUAAGUCAACCCAUAUGAGUGUAUUUCCCAAACUAAGUCAUGACACAUGAGUGUGUUUCCUAAACUAAGUCAUGACACAUGAGUGUGUUUCCUAAACUAAGUCAUGACACAUGAGUGUGUUUCCCAAACUAAGUCAUGACACAUGAGUGUGUUUCCCAAACUAAGUCAUGACACAUGAGUGUGUUUCCCAAACUAAGUCAUGACACAUGAGUGUGUUUCCAAACUAAGUCAUGACACAUGAGUGUGUUUCCCAAACUAAGUCAUGACACAUGAGUGUGUUUCCCAAACUAAGUCAUGACACAUGAGUGUGUUUCCCAAACUAAGUCAUGACACAUGAGUGUGUUUCCUGAUGGGUUUAGGUGUGUGGGGAAGUUAAGAGUCUAAGGGAAAUAAGCUGUAACAACUUUCAUGCAUUCUAAAGCAGUAAACAUGUCGAUCAAUUAGCUGUGCUAGCGCAGCAUUUCUCAACCCUUUUUUAAAAUCGUGGUUCACUUUAAUGUGAGCCAAAAGAGACAGAUGAGCAGUUUUUAAAAGAAAAAAUAAUGGAAGUGAAUUUUGAAAUUGUUGAAAACUGCUUAGUGGGAGCCAAAAUAUUCUCUCAGCAAGCUAUUUGUGGACAUUUGACAUUAAUCUUUAAGAAUGUUCAUCAUUUUAUCCUAAAUGUUCAAACCGUUGACUAUGAUUGUUUCAUUAAUCCAUUUGUUUUAAUAAAAUUAAAAGACUUUUCCCUGGCUAGUAGAAAGGAAGAAGAGGACUGAAAUGAGAAAAAAAAAUAGAUUAUCAGACUCUGUUACCUAACGAUGUACAAAGAGAGUUACUUGGACAGCUUUUGAAUUUAAAACGCAAGCAUUCAAAAACUGAAUCAUUGCCUCACAGAACGACAUCUUACAAAAAUAUGUAAACAGUGUGUCACCUAUAUGAAAUAUUUGUAAAGCUUUGAACUAUAGAGUGGACAUUGUUGAAAUAUAAACUAGUCAUUUUUUGGUACAUAUAUAACACACUCACAGGCAUAAAUAAUGUUUUUUCUUCUCCAAUAGAAAACUGCUGAUCCUACAGAUACAGAUGUGGAAAAGGCUGUAGCCUCAUUCACAGAUACUGGUAAAAUUCCAACUGCUCUCAAUGAAGCCAGGUGCAUAUUAUUGAUAAUAUAGACAUUGAUAAAGAUUGACUGAGUGACAGUGUUAGUAGUUCAGUUAAGAUGAUGUAAGUUGAAUACAUCUGAUUGUUGUUCAGUCAAAAUGAUGAUGAAAGUCGACAAAGUUAAAGGCCCCAAUACACCAACGAAGAAUUUUUAAAAUGUAAUAAUUUUUUUUCUGUACCGGUACAUAAUUCUUGUUUUCAAGAUAGUCUUCUGCUGCAAAUUGAAAUACCUGUUCAUUAAGUUAAGUUCUGAAAUUUUCUAGUUCAUUUUUAAAACUAUUUUUAUGGGCAACAUGUUUUAAUGCCCAACAUUAAGUUAAGUGCAGAAACUAGUUACUUCAUUUUGAAAGCUUUUGUUAUGGCAGUCAUGUUUCGAUCUGUUUAAGCAAUGUUUAAAUUUAUUAAUUCUAUUCACCUUUCCCUUAACCCACUCCACAGCAUUUUCCGCAAGCCGUAUUUCAUAGGCAAGUUUCUACCUGCCCUGUUAAAGCCAAGAUUUGUAAGUGUCAACAAAAUUUAGACUUGUGUUAAUUUUUAUGUAAAUAAGAAUACUUAAUUUAGCAAACAUUUAAACAAUUUUUUUUCUAUAAAUCCGUCAAGAACUAAUUGAAAAAAUCUCUCAAUAGCAGUAUGACCUAAUGAUAAAUCCACCACUAGAACCAUCACCUAAUGAUAAAUCAGGCUGAUGCACUGAUUAGUCUUCUCAGUUUUUUUGUAUACCUGGGAGUCCUGGACAUUAACUGCAGAACUUUAAAGAAAAAAGGCGAUGGAGAUGAGAUGUUUUAGAAGCAUUCUUGGAAUCUGCUAUAGAGAUCAUAUCUCAAACGAACAACUCAAAGAAAAAAUUGUUCAAUCAAUUGGGCAGUAUGAUGACCUCCUGGGAACUUUAAAAAAGCACAAGCUGGAAUGGUAGGGCCACGUGACAAGAAAACAAGGGCUCCCCAAGGAAAUCAUGCAGGGCACAAUGAGAGGGGGAGAAGGAGAGGCAGACAGAGAAAAAUAUGGGAAGAUAACAUCACAGAGUGGAUGGGACUAAAGCUAGGUGAUGCUGUGCGAAGUGCAGAAAACAGAGAGGAAUGGACGGGGAUAGUUUUCAUGUCAUCUCUUGUGCCCCUAUGGGCCAAGGACUAAGGGACAUGAUGAUGAAUGAUAAAUCCACCACUGUAACCCUGACCUAAUGAUAAAUCCACCACUGUUACCCUGACCUAAUGAACUGACCACUAGAACCAUCCCCUAAUUAUAUAUCCGCCACAGUACCCAGAUCUAAAUUGAUAAGUUUUUCAGUUACCCUGACCUAAUGAUAGAUUCACUACUAGAAGUUAGAAGCCUGACCUAAUGAUAACUCCACCACUGUUACCCUGACCUAAUGAUAAAUCCACCACUGGUACCCUGACCUAAUGAUAAAUCCACCACUAUUACCCUGACCUAAUGAUAAAUCAACUCUGUUAUCCUGACCUAAUGAUAAAUCCAUCACUGUUACCCUGACCUAAUGAUAAAUCCACCACUGGUACCCUGACCUAAUGAUAAAUCCACCACUAUUACCCUGACCUAAUGAUAAAUCAACUCUGUUAUCCUGACCUAAUGAUAAAUCCAUCACUGUUACCCUGACCUAAUGAUAAAUCCACCACUGUUACCCUGACCUAAUUAUAAAUCCACCACUGUUACCCUGACCUAACGAUAAAUUCACCACUGUUACUCUGACCUAAUGAGAAAUCCAUUACUAGAACCCUGACCAAAUGAUAAUUCUCCCACUGAUACCCUGACCUAGUGAUAAAUCUUUAUAAAACAGCUCCCUGAUGUACCAGACAUGAAAAUGAAGCUCAUAGAAGAUCUCAACAAAUCUGGCCGGAUUCCCCAGUCACUCUACAACCGCUACAAGGAAGACUGUGAGAAGGAGAAACGAGCCUUGCUUGAAGGUUGGUGCAGAGUUCCAUAGCGGAGGGAACAUGUAGCCUGACUCAUUUACAAGAGUGGCCCUCUUCAUUAUUUUUUCACCUAUAAACAGGGGUGGAUAAAUGCAAGGGGGACUGGUUGCCUACAUUUAUUUUUAGUACUACCAAAAUAUACGUUAUUUAAGUUGUACCAAAUUAUAUAUGUAUAUUUUUUAAUAUAGAUUUUAAGAAAAAAAUAGUGUCUGCUGAUAUAUUCUUAGUUUACAUUUCCAGUUCUAGUAGGGGGUCAGCAGAGAAGGUUUGGAAUCACUCAAGUUGGCUUGAUGAAAAUGUUUCAGGUGUGUUUGAUGUUGAUGAUGAUGGUGAUGAUAUAGACAGCAUGACCCUGUCUCCAAAUGAAGAAUUCUGUCUUCAACUUAGCAAGUAUCAAGAGGCAGUUAACAAUGAACAAUCCAAUAAAAGUAAGGCAUAUCACCAAGUGUCAGAUAGCAGUUACUCAUGGACUAUCCAAAUAACAGUAAGCUUUAACAGCAUCAGGUGAUGGUUACCCAUGAAAUACAGCCAGUGCUCAACUUACGAGCUAUGCAACUUACGACCAUUCGACUUUACGACCACAAUCACUAGCCAUAUUAGAUUUCAGAUUUAUUUCUGCCGCAAUUAUCUGUCGAACGGCGUUGUCUGCAAUCAUUGGCGGUCGUUAACUAAGGAAAGGGAGGAAAGAUGCUAUGCUGCUAGCCAGCGUCAUCAGUUUCUAAGAAAUAACACUGUCACACUCAAUAAUCCUAGGUCCGUUGACCUCCCUAAGCAGGCUAAAGCUUGUUGAUUGGAGAACUCUUCAGAGUUUGAAAAUUUGAACUCCAUCUCCCAUUGAAAAUGAUGAUUUAUAACAAUAAUAAAAGAAAUUUAUGAUAUAAUUUAACUUAAAUAUUUUUAUAACAUCACUUCACAUAACUGUUCACAUAGUGAACUCAACUUACGACCAAAUCGUGUUACAACCGGUCUGUCGGAACCGAUCAUGGUCGUAAGUCGAGCACUGGCUGGAUCCAGUAAGCUUAAUAGCAUCAGGUGGUGGUUACCCUUGAAAUACCCAGUAAACUUUAACAGCAUGAGAUAGAAGUUACCCAAGAAAUAUUCACUGAAAAGUAUGCUUUAACUUUAUCUGCAUCAGUUAGCAUUUUCCAUAAAAUAAACAAUAAAUUGAUUCAUUUUUUAAUUCAAAUAUUGAAUGAGGAAAUUGUGAGUUAUAGCAAAUUAGGCCAGACUAGUUUGGAAAAUUGUUGUAACAAAUUAAACCAAAUUGUGUCUUAUGAAUCAAAGCUUACGUAUAAGAAAGAGAGAGACAGUCUAAGGUACACAUGUAUAUACUUACAGCAUUUCAUUGAACUAUUGCCACCUAAACUUCAAUAAUUUGAUAUCAGAGUUUUAAAACUGUUUUAAUCUUUGAUUAGUAAAAAAAUUUAUAAUCGGUACCCGGUGCUUGAAGACUGGAACUUAUAAUGAAGUCUUGUUCUGAUUUCUGAGAGUCAGUAGUGAAUAUAAGUAGAAUUUUUAUUUUUGAAAUUCAUACAUUUACAUUAAAACUUCUGUUUGGUGUCUGUAAUUAACUGCUCCAAUUAUCAACUUAUUUUCCUUACAGGUGUUAAAUAAGAAAGUUAUUAAAAAAAUGUUUAAAAAAUAUUUGGUAGCAUCACUUUAAAAAUGUCUUAUAUUGAAACAAUCAUGAUUUAAAAUUAUUUUAUAUUUUAUCUGAAUGUUUUGUUUUUUUAAAAUUGUUUUUUUAAUAUGCUUAAAAUAAAUAUGUACAAUGUAAUUGGAUCAAUAAAAGCAUGUGAUCUAAUUCUAUCUGCAAGUCAUAUUAGCUAAUAAACAAUCAUAAUACUUCAUUCAACAAGUGUCAGAUAUUCUGAAUGCCAUUGUAAAUACACUGAGUGGCUUACUACAGCCUUCAUUACCACAGACAAAAGAUGAUGUGCAC
Molecule: messenger RNA, 7660 nt
Organism: Lymnaea stagnalis (great pond snail)
Lineage: Eukaryota; Metazoa; Mollusca; Gastropoda; Lymnaeidae
Source: the annotation of a GenBank genome assembly